Molecule: messenger RNA, 1728 nt
Organism: Aureobasidium vineae
Lineage: Eukaryota; Fungi; Ascomycota; Dothideomycetes; Dothideales; Saccotheciaceae
Source: the annotation of a GenBank genome assembly
AUGCAAGAACUCAAGAUCCAGAGGAAGGAUUUGCGUGACGACAUGGUGAUACUUGAUGGCUGGGACUGUUACUCAGGUGUAGGUAUCUAUACUCGCAAUGCCACUUGCUCCCCCAUCCGAGCUGAAGAAGGAAUCCUCGGAGUCUUGACGCCACCAAACUCAACAACGCAGUUCCGCAGCCUGCCAGAGUCUCAGCAGAUCGGAGGAUAUCUCUCCGAGAUGGAGCUUGCAGAACUCGGUGUGGAUCCUCUUCUUCUGGACGCCGAAGGCCGCUGUGUGUGUCUCGAAUUUCCNGCCUUCGUCCUCUUUGGUGUCUACAGUCCUGCCAACUCGAAUGGUCUUCGGGAUGACUUCCGUUAUGCCUUUCUCAGUGCUCUGGACUGCCGUAUACGCAAGCUCAACCAGAUGGGCAAGCGGGUUGUCUUGGUUGGUGAUCUCAAUGUUUCUCGAGGUCUGAUCGAUACAGCCUCGUCUGCUGAGGAUAUCAAGAAGGCCGGCUUGACGAGCGAGGAAUACGUCAGUACCCCCAAUCGCCGCAUCUUCAACCAGCUCAUCAUCAACGGCGAAGUCUAUGGCGACAGAGAUGAAGGCCGAGAGCAGCCUAUCUUGCUUGACACUACCAGAGAGUUUCAUCCUGAGAGAAAGGGCAUGUACACUCAUUGGGAGCAGAAGAUCAAUGCCAGACCUGGAAACUUCGGCAGUCGCAUUGACUUUGUUCUGGCAAGCGGCUCUAUGCGCGAGUGGUUUGUUCAUGCCGACAUCCAAGAAGGUCUCAUGCUGGUCGAUAUGAUGAACCCUCCUGGUGUAUUCAACAACAGCAUUCGUCAGAAGGAUUGGAACAUCAAAGACCUGCCUCCUUUCAGUGCCAGACUCAUGCCAGAGUUCUACCAAAGAAGGAGCAUCAAGGACAUGUUCAAGAAACCCACCGCUCCUAGCACCUCAGCCAUCGCAGCUACUUCGUCAAACAGUCAGACAGCCACAACAUCGACUUCCCAGCCUUUGCAACCCGCCGAUGAGCCUCCUGUUACAAAUGGAUCUGCUUCCGUAGCAGCACCCUCCUCGAAGAUCGCUAUUUCCCCGUCUCCAGAGAGGAAACGCAAAGCAUCGGAAACAUCUACAUCUCAAACAACGAAGAAGCAGAAGCCCGCUCCCAUCUCCACGUCAAAGGCGGCUCCUACCAAAGGCCAAAAGAGUUUGAAGGGCUUCUUUCAAUUAAAGCCAAAGUCGGAAGAGCCGAUCAAGAGUGCAAACGGGAGUGGACCUGAUACGAGCGAGACCGUUGGUCCUGGAGAUGCAGAAGAGCGAGUAGGCGAUCUCUCCAUGUCCGAAGCAGCCUAUUCAACAUCCACGCCACAUUCGCUCAACACCAAAGAUUUGACAUCUCCUGCUAAUGCACAAGGUAGUCCAGUGGUUUCUGACACCCCCUCAAAGCUCGAAGCUCAACCUCUGCCUCCUCUUGAUGAUGAUGACGACGAGAUGGUAUACGACCCGAUAGUCAACAAGGAGUCCUGGCAGACCCUGUUUCGCAAGCCAGCAGCACCAUUGUGCGAAAGUCAUGAAGAGCCAUGUAAGAGCAUGCAGACCAAGAAGAAGGGAGAGAAUCAGGGGCGUAGCUUCUGGAUGUGUGCGAGACCGCUGGGACCGUCAGGCACAAAGGAGAAAGGCACACAAUGGCGAUGUCCGACAUUCAUAUGGUGCAGCGACUUCAAAGCAGGAGAGACAAGGUAA